Peronospora belbahrii is the source of this 627-nucleotide messenger RNA. Lineage: Eukaryota; Oomycota; Peronosporomycetes; Peronosporales; Peronosporaceae. The record is from the annotation of a GenBank genome assembly.
AUGGCGUCUGGUUUCGGCGAGUUAGUCUUAAUAGUAGGGGAUAGUCAUAUUCCAAAUCGAACUUCUGACCUUCCUGAAAAGUUUCAAAAGAUGCUUAUGCCAAAUAAGAUGCAGCAUGUUUUGUGUACGGGAAAUUUAGUGACAAGAGAACAGUUGAAUGAGUUGCAGAAAUUAGCGCCCAAUGUUCAUGUUGUGGCAGGAGAUUGCGAUCAAGAAGGAGCAUAUCCAGAUACAAAGAUUAUCACGAUUGGUCAGUUUCGGAUUGGGCUCUGUCAUGGACACCAGAUUGUUCCAUGGGGUGAUCAACAUUGUCUUGCAGCUUUACAACGAAAGAUGAAUGUCGAUAUUCUUGUUACUGGUCAUACUCACAUAUCACACAUUCGAACGGAACAGGGCAAGUGGUUUGUAAAUCCUGGUUCGAUUACUGGUGCGUUCAGUAGCUUUUCCAGCAACGUGAUUCCGAGCUUUAUGCUUAUGGCGUUGCAGGGAUCGAAGGUUGUUGCAUUUCUGUAUGAGCUCAAGGGCGACAACGUUAUUGUAUCCAAAAACCAUUGCGCUGAAAAGUCCACAAGGAUCCUGUAUCGUUCCAGUGUCGCUAAUAUGCUACUACUUGAUAAUGCUGAAUAA